Molecule: messenger RNA, 4339 nt
Organism: Rhopilema esculentum
Lineage: Eukaryota; Metazoa; Cnidaria; Scyphozoa; Rhizostomeae; Rhizostomatidae
Source: RefSeq, a predicted model, not a curated record
CUGUUUUAUUUCAUAAAAAGCAAUGGGCUACGGAUCGAGCAUCGUGGAAUUCCAGGCAUGACAAUGGCGUAAUCAGAAAAGUUGAAACAGCGAUUGACCAAGGCCUAAUUAGUUCUGUUUAAGUGAAAUUGUUUGAAAAUUUAUUGAACGUUAGAUUGUUAGCUUCUUGUAAUCAUAAUCUGUCGUAAUAUUACAAAGAGGAUCUAGAAUAACCAUGAAACAAAAACCACCUGCAGAUUUGGUAAACUUUUUUUUUGGUGAGAAUGUUCGGUUAAAUUCCCAAUCAUCAGCAAACUUAACAAACCUAAUUCAAUUUAUAUUGAAGUAAGACGCUGCUGAAAUGAAGAAGCAUAGUUCAGUAGCAAAGGCAUAUAUCAUGUCAAUCAAGACUGUAAUUUUGUCAAUUUCCGUUGGUUGUAAUCUUGCGACAAUAUUGCGAGAGAGCUGCCAGUAUUACGGAGACUUUAACAUCGUUUUACAAGACAUGGCAGUGACAGGCAAUGUAUUAAAAUCCUUUGUAGGUAAAACAAAGCGGCAAUGCACACUUGAGUGUAUGUCAAGCCUUGAAUGUAAAUCACUGAACUUUAAAGAGGACGAUGGACAAUGUGAGUUGCUUGAUCGGAGUUUGACAUCAAGUAUGACAGCUAUCAGCAAAAGACUUGGGUGGGUGUACAUGACAACAGAUGAAAAAGCUUCUAAUGUUGGCCCACGGUGUGCAUUAUUGUCUCCUUGCCAAAAUGGUGGUAAAUGUGUGGAUACAUGCACUGAAGAUGGGUUCAAGUGCCAAUGCAAAGAAAUGUUUACAGGCAAAUAUUGCGAAAAUGAAAGAAGUUUUGCCAGUUGCCAAGCAGCCUACGAAGCGGGUUAUCGCAAGGAUGGUGUUUACUUGCUUUCAAACAUUGGACACCAUUAUUGUGUUCUGAAUGGGACAACGACUUGUGACGGCGUUGGAGGUUGGACACUAGUGUUAAAGACGGAUGGAAGACUGAACACAUUUCGAUACGAGUCAAGUCACUGGACAUCAAGCAGUGUCUACAACCACGUUUAUGCUUUGACAGAGGGUUUUCUUGGCGACCAGGAAGCGAAGUUUCCAGCAUUCAGUGCAUUGCCAUUUACUCGAGUUUGUGUUGGGAUGAGGUCGGGAAGUGAGAAAAGCUAUAUUACUCUAUAUCAUCACUCAACAUCACUUUUGACAUACUUUCAAGGCUCAUUUCAUGCAACUGUUCAGGAAAGCAAUUGGCGCAAUUUGUUGAAAGAAAGCCAGCUCCAGCCCUAUUGCAAUAGACAAGGGUUCAAUAAUGUCAUUACCGGUAGUGUAGACGCUCGAGUGAGGAUUGGAAUCCUUGGCAACAACGACAACGACUGCAUCACCCCUGAUUCAGCCAUUGGCAUAGGUAUUGGCGGUUCUCAUUUACAACCCACUGGCGUUUAUACUGGAGCGACAAUGAGUGCACAGAAGGUUUUCGGAUAUAUACUCAUAAGAUAAGUAGAUCCCGAACUAAGCAGCAGAGGUAACGAAGUGAUGUCAUCAUGCUUUUACUAACAUCUAGCAAAUUCAGAGCACAGUACAAGUGCACAUAUACUCCCUGUGAGGAAGGAAGAAAGGAAGUGAAAGAAAAGCUUAAAAGAAACAAAUGAAAUGAGAAGCUCGUAACGGCUUUUGAUUGGAUAGUUAGGCCCUGUCUUUAUGAUGAUUUGAUGCAAACGAUUGAUCUACUUUUAAUGCACGCUUAUUGUUUUUACCUAAAUAAUUAUUUAGGACGGUGUUUUCGAGCGAUUAUCAUGUAGUUAGUUGGCAUUAAAAUUACAGCAUAUUUCGUUAAUGGCGUACUUUGAUAGGGACAUGGGUGAUUUGAGCGGCCAUCUGCAAGCAUAAGAGAUCAUAAAGACAUGUAAGUUGCUAUCUUUGAUGUGUGGUCUAAUAUAGCUAAGAACAUUUCUGAAAACGUAGAGAAAACUCAAAGAAAAUAAACAACUUUUUUAAGCCGCCAUAACUAAGCUCAAGUGAUUUAUCAAAAGUCCCGUAUGUAAAUAUGAUUUCCCGACUUUGAAAAAAAUGGCGAUCCCCCACCUUGAUGAUAACGGAUAAUGUUGACAAGAAUCACAAACUUGCAUACGGUUAGAAAAAUGUGAGAUAAUAACAUUCACCUGAUAUUUUAAGAAAAAAUAAUACAAAUAUUUGGACAGGAUAACCUAUGAGCAUGAUACAAUGCUGUUAUCUUAAGGGUCCUGUUAGAAAUAAAGAAAAUGGAAAAAACUUAUAGCUACAUAACAGAUUAAUCUUUUUCUUAAAUAGAAAAGUGUCAAUAGUUUCUUCAAGUGUAGUGUUCUUUAAAAAAUGAUGUGAAUAUGACCGUGGACUCAAUCUUAUUUGCAUCCAGUGGCAAUUCAUUAUCUCUUUUGCCCAAAUUUUGUUUUCAUGAAUGGUAGUUCAACAGUAUUGUUGACUUUCUUGCACAAUUUUCAUGUUUUGACCUUUCAGAGCAAUUCUAAAUGGUUCGCAUACAUUUCCCUGAAGGAAGUUAAAAGCAAACUUGCAUACACUCUUCUUCAUUCAAUCUUCCAAAGGCACUUGGUGACAAAUGCUAAACAACUUUCACAGCAACAAUAAUUCAAAACGUGAGAAGUCCAAUGUGUCUGCUUGGAUUGAUCUAAAAAUAUCUUGAUAAUCAGUGGCUUUUACUUUUAGCAAUUUUUAUUCUCUCUAUUUAAGCUGUGACGUCAUCCCUUAGUAGCUAUAUCCGACUAGGGGAAGUGAAAUCUAAGUUUAGAAUGUUAUGAGACAUAAUUGUAGCCUAUUGUUUUGUUAUGUCUUAAGUAAAAUAUCAGAAGCCGUUGCACCUGUUUGUCUUUUUAGAAAGUUAAAUUUGUUGCACUGAUCGUAGAAUGUAAAUUGUUGCAUUAGAAGAAAAAUAUCAAAAACUUGUUGAUUUGAGUUUCCUUCUUCUUGACACUGAGAUGGCAAGAUCACAAUUUAAAGGUGAUGGUCAUUUCUGGUAAUAAAUUUUUUAUAGAACUCGGCAAAAUUAUCAUGGUACUCUUUCAAAACGAUUUGGCGGUUUCCCUGAUAUAGAUCAAAUCCUACAGGCUACAAAAGGGCUUCGUUUAGUUCUUAUAGCUUCUAUUUUAAAAUCUAUUGUGCAUUUCAAGACUUCAGCCUCUGUGUCGACUGUAGGAUUUUUGCUCAGCAAAUUUUUUCUCAAAGAAAUUGAAUAGCAUAUCCUAGCAUGAAAUAAAGUAAAAUGUAAGGAGGAGAGAGAGAAAGAACAAAAAGAAGAAAGUAAGGAAGAACAACUCUUACAAAAAUAUCAAUUGUAGCAAAAAAUUGAAUUGGGCUGGAAUGUUUUUCAAAACUGAAAAGCGAAGAAUCUUUAACAAGCAUUUAAAGUUAUAACCACAAAAGUUCAGAGUCGUCGAGAGCCAGACAGGGCCUAAUUACAAACAUCUAGCUACACUGUUUGUACCAAUCAUGUAAUGACUCGUAGAUCGUGGGACGAUGCCAUCGAUCGAAUCGUCAAGUUUGUCAAACCGUGCCGUGACGUAACGGGACGAUCCGCGGGUAACUGACGGUACGAUCCACGUAUCAUGGUACGAUCUAUCGGUUGUCAUUUUAUCUACGAUGUGACUCCAUAAAUAACUGCCCUCAUCAAAUUACCUGUAACCAAUGGCAUCAUUUUCCUAAUGUCAAUAGCGCCUAUGAUACCAGAGUGACUUUAUUCAAGAAAGUUAUAUAGUGGUAUUGUGGUUUCUUGCCUCUUUUAUUCGUCUAUUGGCCAAUAAUCAUAGAAAAGACGAAAAUCUUUUUAAUCAUGAAUCAAUUAAUUUUUAACAUAGCAACACAGUUUUUAUUCUAAGCCAUAAAUAUAAAAAUUAAUCAUAUUUGUCAUAUUGUUUCCAACGGAGCUUUGAAUUUCAAUAUGACAUCCUGCAAUAACAGGUUGUCGGGUUCUUGAUUGGCCUAGAAUAGCACUAUCUAACAAUUCUAGGAUUCCAGAAUAAGAGACCUCGCGUCAACUAUCCCAGUUAAGAUGAAAUUAUCAUUUUUGUUUCAAUGGGAAUGUCAUAACCUAUAGGAUUAUACAGACAUGUACAGACUAUACACUACACUAACAGAGAUCUUCUCACUCGAUCUACACUACGAGACUCUGUAAAGAUCCCCAAUUCCCGAAAUAUAGGACUGAAUUUGCAAACGAAGACUUUCAAUACGCAGCUCUCAAAUGUAAUUCGUGAGCUACUGUCAUUGGAUUGUUCUAAAAAGCAAGUUAACACACAUCUGAAAGAAACACUCUAAAACACAACUCAAAGAGCAGCAAUGACUUUGCAAAAAUUUGAAUAGGCU